Messenger RNA from Vigna angularis (adzuki bean), 777 nucleotides. RefSeq lists its product as uncharacterized. The record is from RefSeq and is a predicted model, not a curated record. Bases 7 to 693 code for a protein of 228 amino acids. NCBI's taxonomy places the organism in Eukaryota, Viridiplantae, Streptophyta, Magnoliopsida, Fabales, Fabaceae. The transcript has 2 exons.
CCUCAAAUGACUAAUAUUUGGGUGGGUCCCAACAAUUCACUUACUCUCCAACAUCUUACCACAUUAGAAAUAAUGAAAUGUGAAAAGUUGGAAGUAAUCUUUCCAAAGUCUGUUGUAAGAUUCUUACCAGAGUUGAAGCUUUUGAAGAUAAGGAAAUGCAAAAAAUUAAGAGAAAUAAUUGAAGGGGAUAGAAAUUUGUCUAAUAUUCUUUCUCCUCAACCAUGCUUCCCAAAACUAGAAGCAUUGCAUGUUGAUGAUUGUCACAAGUUGAAAAGAUUAUUCUCUGGAUCUGCUUCUAAUGACCUUCCCAAUCUUCAUCUUCUGGCCAUAAAUGGAGCCAAAGAACUAGAAGAGCUUGUUGGAUGUAAACAAGGAAAGAUUAAAGUUGAGCUUCCAAGACUCAAACUUUUAAUAUUUAUGCAUCUUUCAAACUUCCGUCAAGAGAUUGAAUUGCAUAAUGUAAAGAAUUGCAUUGUCUACAAAUGUCCAAAACUCUCUUUGACUUCAACAACUACAUUUGAGAAGCUCCUUGAAGAUUUUCCUUCUGAAGAUUUCGUAAACACUGAAGUUCCUAGUUGGGAAUUUGAAGCCAUAGUAAGAUUCAUAUACGACUAUUCAACUAUUAAUGAUAGCAGUGAGUUCACUUCAUCACAGGUCAGAACCAACCAAUCUAUGAAUAUGAAUAUAAAAUAAAAUAAAAUAAAUUUUAUAGCCGAUAAUGUCUCAUUAUUAGAAUAACAUUUUUCAAUUUAACGUACUAAAUUUGAUCUCCUUUUU